This is a messenger RNA of Glarea lozoyensis ATCC 20868, 975 nucleotides long. RefSeq lists its product as uncharacterized. The transcript has 2 exons. The record is from RefSeq and is a predicted model, not a curated record. Lineage: Eukaryota; Fungi; Ascomycota; Leotiomycetes; Helotiales; Helotiaceae. Bases 1 to 975 code for a protein of 324 amino acids.
AUGGUGACGGCAAUCUCUUCCGCCCCUCUGCUGGGUCAAAUCGCGCCAUUCGGAGACGCAGUUUUCCUCGUCGGUCCAGAUGCAGUGAGACUACAAGUCGUAUCCAUCUUCGUUCGCACACAUUCCAAGGUGUUCGAGGCAAUGCUGGGGACCAACUUUGCAGAAGGCCAAAAGAGCAUUUCGAACAAGACAAAGACGAUCUCUCUCCCAGAGGACGACGCGGACGCCUUGUGGAUCAUCUUCAGUGCUAUGCAUGGAAGGACAUCAGAUAUACCAGACCCACUUGAGCCAGAUAUGGUGUUGAGAGUUGCUUACAUGGCGGACAAGUACGAUUGUUCGCAGUGCUUGAAAUACCUCAUAAAGUCGUGGAUGGAGGUUGAUGAUGCAAAACAUAGGUGUAGGAAAUGUAGGGCACCCGAUCAGCGGCACUGGAAACUCAUGGCGGCAGCCUACUAUUUUCGAAACGAAGAAGGCUUUGAAGCACUUUCCAACAAGUGGAUUACAGAAUACACUGAAAGCUACCUAGCAGUGACUGAAUAUGGAGGCUUUCUGGACCCAAUGGUUCUCGUUAGACUGUGUGUCAUCCUACAAGAAAAAAGGGUCGAAUACCAAGUACACUUGCUCAAUACAGCGGGGGAAACUUUGAUGGAAUAUUGGGAGAAUUGUUCUUGCUCUGCCAUGUUCGAUGAGGACGAGGAUGUCCCAACUCCAUAUUAUCAAAUCCACGACCGAUUUUUGGUCGAGCUGAGGAGUGCAGCACCUCAACUGCGCGACAUCAUCCAUAAUACUCUGAAUAUCAUCGAUUAUGCCACCACUCACCACAUCCCGGAGUGCCGAAAUACUACAGAAGAUAGGUUCGUAUUGUUAAAUAGGGCUUCAUCGGAUGUUUCAAGUGUUGCUUGGACCGGGAAAAUAUGUAUGGACUGUAUCAGAUCUAGCACACCGCACUCUGAUCAUCCUCUUGCACCUAACUAA